Molecule: messenger RNA, 1035 nt
Organism: Miscanthus lutarioriparius
Lineage: Eukaryota; Viridiplantae; Streptophyta; Magnoliopsida; Poales; Poaceae
Source: the annotation of a GenBank genome assembly
AUGGCGAGAAGUGCGAGAGCUAGGAGGCAUGUGGCUCGUCAGCUCAAGUCCACCCAUCCCAUUCCUUCAUACCGAUGGAAGGCAAAGGCGAUGAAAAAAUCCAACCGAAAGCAAGCGUCGCCAGCCUUGCAAAAGAUGGACUGGGAAGAUGCCAAUUGCUCUGUGUGCAUGGAAUACCCACAUAACGCCGUGCUCAUCCUCUGUUCAUCCCACGAUAAGGGCUGCCGUCCUUACAUGUGUGGAACUAGCUACCGCCACUCGAAUUGCUUGGAUCAGUUCAAGAAAGCCUACACCAAGGGGGCAUUGCUUGAGGAAGUUCCUGCAAAUAGCAUUGGCACUAAUCUGGAUUCAGCGCCAUUGACUGCAGAAAAAACUGAGUCCAUUGACCUUGCAUGUCCAUUGUGUCGUGGCAAGGUGAAAGGGUGGACAGUGGUAGAACCAGCUCGAAGCUACCUCAAUGGAAAAAGGAGAACAUGCAUGCAGGAUGGUUGCUCAUUUGUGGGGACCUACAAGGAGCUCCGCAAGCAUGUCAAGUUGGAACACCCUCUUGCAAAGCCAAGGGAAGUUGAUCCUGUCCUUGAGCAAAAUUGGAGAUUGCUCGAGAUUGAAAGAGAGCGGCAAGAUGCGCUCAGUACAAUCACUGCAACAAUGGGCAGAGCCGUUGUUCUUGGUGAUUAUGUGCUAGACUUGGAGGAUGGAGUGGACUUGGAGGAUGUUGACAGUGAUGCAGAUGUUGAUGAUGGCCGUGGGACAGAAAACACUCGUAGGAUGCUUCUAUUUAUUAUGCGCCAAGUUGCUCAACAUCAUCAAAACCAAAGGCUUCAGAAUGCGACCGGUGCAUCUGACAAUGCCGAGGACAAUUAUGUGGUGAGCAGUGGUGCCAAUGGAACCACACCAUACUCUUACCCCUUGGAAGGGGAGGACGAGAAUGAUAUGGUUGUGGCCGGAGGCAGAAGCACUGAUGUGCUCAGACCAGAGAGGAGGCGCCGUCGCCGCCGCAGGAACCGUGGAAGAUUAUUUUUAGGUGCUAAUUGA